Messenger RNA from Fomitiporia mediterranea MF3/22, 1650 nucleotides. Its product is annotated as kinase-like protein. Gene Ontology annotation, biological process: protein phosphorylation. Lineage: Eukaryota; Fungi; Basidiomycota; Agaricomycetes; Hymenochaetales; Hymenochaetaceae. Gene Ontology annotation, molecular function: protein kinase activity; ATP binding. The transcript has 10 exons. The record is from RefSeq and is a predicted model, not a curated record. Bases 1 to 1650 code for a protein of 549 amino acids.
AUGUCCUGCUCACAAGAAAUAAUCAGCUGGGAUAUCCCACCAUAUGUCACAGACUACUCUUCCUACUUUGAUAUGUUGAAGUGGGUACCAGAAGGGGAUGCGCACGGAGGAUUUGCGGAUAUUUUUUCUAAUUCUCUGGGAAAGCAAAAGUAUGCUCUGAAGGUGCUUCGUCCAUGGUCUAGGGGUGAAGCGGCGAUGAAAAAGAAUUUUGACCUCGAAUUAAGUUCCUGGAUUAAACUGGGCCCACAUCCAAACAUCCUUCAUUUGGUCGGGAUCUGUUAUACAACGCUCACUACGAGGACUCCACAACCCAGUUUCCUUUCGUAUUGGCAAGAUAACGGGAGGUUGAACGAUUAUUUGAGAGAGAACGCAGAUGUUAAUCUGUUGGAAAUUCUAAAUGGCGUCCUUUCGGGCUUGGAGCACAUGCACGGGAGGGGUGUUAUUCAUGGUGAUCUACGAGGGGGAAAUAUCUUAGUUUCCAACUCCGGUGUCCCUCAAAUUGCAGAUUUCGGAUUGUCUAAAAUAGUCGGUCAAGAAUCGUCAUCUUCCCAUUGUUCCGGAACAAUUCGCUGGAUGGCAAAGGAACUGCUUGAUGCGGAUCAUGAGGAUUCUGGCACUAAGUUGAGCUCGAGACGAUCGAGGGCCUCGGAUGUUUGGUCAAUGGGAAUGACGAUCUUGGAACUGCUGUCAGGAAGAAAGCCAUACUAUGACUGUGACAACGUUAUUCCAAUUAUAUCUCAAGGUACAAAACCGAAGUUCCCCGGAGUCUUACAUGAAGUCUGGACUGUGUACGUGGACACGCUAUGGAGAGUUUGCAACAACUGCUGGAGAAUCAAACCAUCUGAACGACCGACAGUUCAAAACCUCAUUGACGAAAUAAAUUUUCUUCGUCAUUCCGUAGGCCUGCAGGGGAAUGAAGAUCCGACUCCAGACGAAUCGUCUCCCACUCCACGUGCACGUCCCCAGAGAGACACUGCUGAAUUGCUUGCACGCAUUACAUCGCUUGAUCUUAACAGUAGCACAGACUUCGGCAACAGUGUCAACAGUCGUACAGACGGACAUACGGAAGAUUUCUGGGCACCUGGUAUGACAAUGGGAAGCGGCUUGAGAUCAUACACACAUACUACCUUUACAAGGUCUGAUGUUGGAUUUGACGUUGAGUUUGACGAUCGAGCAUUGGAUGGCUGUGCGAUCUCAUACAUGACUGCCUUUGUCAAUCACCUCACUGCCUCAAAACGUUUCAGGAAACAUACAGUCCAUAGCGAGGCAGAAGGCCCUGCCCAUUCACCAACCUGGACAGUGUCAAUAUCCUUGGAUGGUAUUGUGUUAGGCAAAGCAGUUGGACGAACAAAAAAGGCUGCUCAGGAUGAAGCUGCAAGGCAAGCAUUUGCUGCAAUAGAAAACGAGGAGAUAGACCCAGAUGUACCGUACCUCCCUUUAUUCUUGAACCGUCUGAAUGUCCGCGGAUCACGUUGUCAUGCCCAAUUCCGUUGGCGUACAGAGUUGGGUAGAGGCUGGUCUGGAGGAAGAGUUGGUGAAUGGGUAUCAACCUUAUAUCGUUGCGGAAUGGUAGGGAGGUUGGACGAGGAAGGGGAAAUUCGGAAGAGCGCGCAAAAGGGGAGGCAGCGAGAGCUGCCACUGUGGUUCUAG